AUGACCCGCAAUGGCCAAUCUGAUUCCCAGUACAAUCUGGAAAAACCUCAGUCGCGAAACCUCUCACCCUCCUCCCGCAUCUCGCAUUUCGACGGAGAAGUAGCUCCUGUCCUGUCGCCUCUCGAUGCAUUCGCCUUGCAAGGACGGCUUUUGGCCAAACAGCUCGAUGAAUCAAAGAAUGGGGGAAAGCGCAUGAGCCGGCUCCCCCCCGCAAGCGUUGCCAGGUCCUUAUCCCAACCAAGGCCUGGCUACUUCGGAUCACAUUCGCCGGGCGAGCCGAGUAACAAGACACCUGUCAGCCCAUCAGGUGGGAGUUAUGGUCGCAAUGGAGAAGUUGAGGAACCUACCUUCAGGCCAAAAUCACAGCACCCGAUGCUGAAUCGAAUGUCGGAAGACCUAGAAAGUGACAACGACCACAAUGCUGCAGAGGUGGCCCCAGAAGUUCCACCAAUUCCACCCAGUGCUUUUGGAGAUGUCCCCCGCGCAGAGUCACCCGAGGACGCAUCAUGGUUCCAUUCAGACGGAGAGGGCGAACAAGAAGCCCCGGGAAAGACAUCCCAGAACUGUUAUUAUGCUUCAGCAGCCACCCGGGUGCGGGAGCCGCCUGAAAGUUCUGCUACAAACCGGAAUACCUCGAAUACCCUCGCACCUCCUAUUUCCUCCGCGAAACGGACAGCAGGGAGUCCGGGACUUACUCAGCACGAAAGCUCUGACGACGAUUACUUCACCAGUUCGACGGCAGGGUCAACCUUCUCGAAACCGAGAAAGCUAUCUUCAAGCAGCGGCAUAUCGAUGCCUCAAUCUCCAAUGGCGCAUUUCACCCGAACCCAUCCUCGAUCGCCGUCCCCGACUUCCGAAAAUUCCCCCAUGCCAACCCCACUUCACCGUCCAUCUUUCAACUUUUCACGGCCGUUAAGCAGAUCUAGCACUUCUAUUUCAAUUUCCUCCCCUUCACUCUCCGGACCUGAACAACCAGAUGAAUAUCAAUCGAGGACUUUGAAGAGGGGAAAUCGCCCAUCUCCAAUUACUGUGCCAGAGUCUCCUGAUUCUAGUGCGAAGGUGGACGAUGCACAAACUUCCGCUCCGACAUCUUAUAUCUACGCGAAGUACGCUCUUCCCCGCGGGAGAUCUGUCUCGCGCGAUUCACUCGUGUUUACUGGUCUUAAAACUCCCCAUUUCGAAUGGAACGAGCCACUCUUCGAAAGUUCCCCUUCCCCAAGUGCUCCUGAGAAGGAGACAUUGGAGCAGGAACCCUCAUCGCCGGCCGCGACUCAUGCUCAUCCUCCUGCUACGCCAGCGCUAUCGGUCCAGGAAUCGCCGUUAAAACCGAAGACCCCUAUACAAUCGGAACCAAUCUCUAAAUACCCAAGCUCACCGAAAAAUAAGCCCGCUCCACGGAAAAGCUCAGGCAAGCUUGUCAAGCGGCCCGAUAGAACACCCCCCAAAAGACAUUCUUUUGACCAAGGAACCCGAAAGACUGUGGGCUUGGUAAAAUCUAAUUCGAGUAGCAGACUCUCUGUCGCUCCCAGAUCGGAGGACCAAGAUGACUCCCUAACGAUAUCUACCGACUCCAAUGCCACACUUCGACCCCACACCAGCCGUAGCGGUGGACCUCCACCUGAUACUAUUUUAUCCGCUGAAGACCAUGUUGCGAAAGGCAUACAAUGCCAUGAAAACGGUUCCCUAAACGAGUCUACGUAUCACCUCCGAAUCGCAGCCAUGCAAAAUGAGCCGACGGGUAUGCUUCUAUACGCUCUCGCCUGUCGCCAUGGAUGGGGCAUGAGGCCCAACCAACGGGAGGGUGUUCAAUGGCUUCGCAAAGCAGCCGAUUCUGCUAUUCUGGAUGCUACCAACUCUCAGUCUCGUGGGAGGAAUAUCCAGGAGAACAAGGCCCGCCAGGCGCAAUUUGCGCUCAGCAUUUAUGAAUUGGGUGUGAGCCAUCUAAAUGGAUGGGGGAUAGAACAAGAUAAGGCGCUCGCUCUGCGCUGCUUCGAAAUAGCGGGCCAUUGGGGAGAUGUGGAUGCCCUUGCGGAAGCCGGCUUUUGUUAUGUCGAAGGUCUAGGUUGCAAAAAGGACCUGAAGAAAGCGGCCAAAUAUUAUCGAAUGGCGGAAAGUAAGGGCAUGAGCAUGGUUGGGAAUAGUUGGAUAUACAAACCCAAGUACAUGUCCGAUGAUGACACGCUGCCACCGACACCAAGUCUCAACUCCCCCGCGCCUGGCCAGUUACGCACCAAAUCACGCGCUCGAGGUAUCUUCGGUCGCAAGAAAUCCACUGCUACAAAUGGCGCUCAUGACGACUUUUGA
This is a messenger RNA of Histoplasma capsulatum G186AR, 2304 nucleotides long. RefSeq lists its product as uncharacterized. The transcript has 2 exons. The record is from RefSeq and is a predicted model, not a curated record. Gene Ontology annotation, molecular function: protein binding. Bases 1 to 2304 code for a protein of 767 amino acids. Lineage: Eukaryota; Fungi; Ascomycota; Eurotiomycetes; Onygenales; Ajellomycetaceae.